ACGCUUUUUUGCCAAAAAAAUUACUAACCUAAAUUGCACAAAACCCAAUAACUUUUAAACUCAAAACCCAAAACCUCUGGCGGCUUAGCAUCUCCUCCGUCUCUUUUGCUUUCUCAGUGAAAUCCAUCGAUAAACAAUGUGGGCCGCCAUUAAAGUUCCAUCGAACAUCCAUGGAGGAAUAAUUCAUUACAACUAUAGCAGCAAAAAUGGUAAUAGUAGUAGUUUUGUCAGAGGGCGAAAAUCUUUGGUGAAAAUGUGUUUUACUUCUGACCAACAUGUUCAGCUCAUUCAGAACACGCCUUCAAUCGAUGCACUUCCUAUAAUGGUGAAUGGUUGUACUGGUAAAAUGGGGAGGGCAGUUCUUGAAGCAUCAAUCUCUGCGGGACUUCAACCUGUUUCUGUAUGUUUUAGUGGUCCGGGAGAUGCAGGAAAAAUUGUGGAGGUGAGUGGAAAAGAGAUAACUGUGCAUGGUCCUUCGGACAGAGAAAACAUCUUGUCCUCUGUCUUUGAGGAGCACCCGAAUUUAAUUGUAGUGGACUACACAGUGCCUGCCGCUGUGAAUGAUAAUGCUGAAUUAUAUUGCAAAGUUGGAGUGCCUUUUGUGAUGGGAACCACUGGUGGAGAUAGGGAGAAGCUUUACAAAACAGUGGCGGACUCAAAAGUUUAUGCUGUAAUCUCACCACAAAUGGGAAAGCAGGUGGUAGCUUUUCUCGCAGCCAUGGAAAUCAUGUCCGAACAAUUCCCUGGAGCUUUCUCUGGGUACACUCUACAGGUGAUGGAGUCUCAUCAAGCAAGUAAAUUGGACACCUCUGGAACUGCAAAGGCUGUUAUCUCUUGCUUUCAGAAAUUAGGCGUUUCUUUUGAUUUGGAUGAGGUACAACUAAUACGAGAUCCCAAGCAACAAGUUGAGAUGGUUGGUGUCCCAGAAGAACACUUGUUAGGUCAUGCUUUCCACAUGUACCAUCUGACCUCACCAGACGGAACGGUUUCUUUUGAAUUUCAACACAAUGUUUGUGGUAGAUCAAUCUAUGCAGAGGGAACAGUUGAUGCUAUACUUUUCCUUGCUAAGAAGGUGAAAUUGAAAGAAGAGAAGCGAAUAUACGACAUGAUCGAUGUGCUGCGGGAGGGAAACAUGCGAUAACAGCUGAGUAACAUUAACAUAUGCUGGAGUAGGAUGUAUAACAUUUAGACCUAGGAAUGCAGAGAAACAAAUGUUGGGUUCAAUUUACUUGUUGUUUUCCCUCCAGUGGUUAUUUUACAAUAUUCACCAUGUAUUGAGUUUUGGCUAUUUUACUAUUGAGAUUAUUACAUGAUUUACAUUCAUUAGGUUUGAUUUGAUUUUAUCUGGUUCAAUUAUUGUAAUAUGCCGGGAUUAGAUGUAAUCUUGCCUAGAAUCAAUAGUAUGCCAAUGUAUAUUUGCAGUUUUACAAA
Nicotiana tabacum (common tobacco) is the source of this 1431-nucleotide messenger RNA. RefSeq names its product 4-hydroxy-tetrahydrodipicolinate reductase 1, chloroplastic. Gene Ontology annotation, molecular function: 4-hydroxy-tetrahydrodipicolinate reductase activity; NADPH binding. The record is from RefSeq and is a predicted model, not a curated record. Gene Ontology annotation, cellular component: chloroplast stroma. NCBI's taxonomy places the organism in Eukaryota, Viridiplantae, Streptophyta, Magnoliopsida, Solanales, Solanaceae.